This is a messenger RNA of Rotaria sp. Silwood1, 1827 nucleotides long. NCBI's taxonomy places the organism in Eukaryota, Metazoa, Rotifera, Eurotatoria, Philodinida, Philodinidae. The record is from the annotation of a GenBank genome assembly.
AUGGAUGAAGGAAAUAUCGAUUUUAUCAAAAAAUUAUUGUUUGAUAAUGUUCUUGGUAGUAUAGAGUCAUCACCACAUACAGAUAAACAACGUCGAUGGCGUGCUAAGAAAAAAGAUCAACAUCAUCGUACUCAAUUAUCUCUACAUCAUUUACUAGUUGAACAAAUUGUAAAUAACUUAUUCUAAUUGAGCUAGCUCAACACACAACGAUGAUGAAGUUUGAAAAAAUAAGUAUUUUUUUUGAUAAUUAAAAUUUUGUUUUUUUUGUAUUAAAAACUGAAACUGCUUUAAUAACAUGUGAAAUUAAAAGUAUUUUUUUGUUUUUUUUUUACAUUUUUUUGUACAUGGUGUGCAAAGCUUAUAAUAAAAUGAUAUGAAAAAGAGAGUAAUAAGAACCUACAAAAGGCUUUUUUAAUGUGACCAGAAUCAGGCAAGAAACACAAGAAAUAAGAAACAGACAAGAAUCUUAGAAAAAAAGAAUCAGGCAAGAACAUCAAGAAAAAUAAGAAUCAGACAAGAAUUCAAGAAAAGCAAGAAUCAGACAAGAAAGCAAGAAUACAAGAAUCUUGUCUGGAGAAGAACUUCUUGCCUCACCAGCCAAGAUUCGGUCUACACGAAUCUUGUCAGAAAGGCAAGAUCAGUCUUUUCAGGCAAGAAUCUUGUAUAGAAGGAAUGGAAAAAGAAUCUUGUCUGAAAACCAAGAAAAACAAGAACCUGGAAAGAAUAGGGCAAGAUCGUCGACUAGUGCAUGUUCUUGAAAUUCCAAAAUAGUUUAACAAUUAAUAAUAAUUUGAAAGUGUUUUGACCAUUUCCUAAUUUGAUUUCCAAACAAAAAAAAUUUACUAAAACUUUAUAGUACAAUAAUAUAAAGAGAGAGAUCAAUUUUUCUAAAACAGUACAGCUCUGUUAAAAAUUGGUUGAGUAUCUCAUGGGAUACCUUAUCAACAAGUUCAAAAGCAAUUGUACUCACGCGCUAAAUGAUACUAAAAUGUAUAAUAUGUGUUUUAGAUGUUCACACUCAGUUUUAUCAUGUAUUUAUCGAUAACAGGCUUGGUUAAUGUUUUCUAACUUGUGCAUCAUUAUGUGCAUCAAUGGAGCGUAACAUCUUGAUAAUGUAGGUAGUUCUUUUUCUUGGUAUACACUAGUAAUUGGAGGUGCUUGUUUUUUUCACUAUAUUCUUCACCUAUGCGUGUUUUUUCUUACUCUACGUCCCGUGCUGCUAUGAAAUGAAAACUUUGCACCUUUAUUUUCGUAUACCAACGCAUGCAAGUCAGAUGUCAAAAUUUUUGUUGUCACACAGGAAAAACAAACUAAUAGCCUUUUGACCUCUAAUAUGAGAAAAGUUAGUAAUGAAUUGUUCGCUGGAAGAAUUUUUCAUAUGAAUGACUCGUUCUAUCGACUAGAAAAAAACAUCUUAUGACACAAAAAUUGAUCGAAAUUAAAUCGACACAAUUCCUGAAGAAGUCCUCGUAUUAUUAUGCUUUUAUUCCAUUCUCAAAGAGCAUAUGAUAAUGAACUAUGGACAGUCUCUUCAAUACUUUUCUAGAAACGAUGUUCAAAAACACCAUUUUUCUUAAAAUGUCGUUCCUUUUCUUUCAAAAAGUUUCAGUUUUAGUCACCAUCUCUGUUAGAGCUGUUUUUGAUAGUAGAAGUUUGAAGAAAGCUUUUGAACUUAAUUCAUUUAAUUUUUUUGCCAGAAAACUAUCGAAGACUAUAAGUUUUAGUGAAUAUCUAAAAAUUUUUGGUUUCACGAAAACUGUACUACUACAAGUAUAUAGUCGACUAUAAAGAAUGUAGGUGUGGAUUCAGAGAAGACUUCAAUCCUUA